AUUUACAAUGCUACACAAAUAAAUAUAUUAUAGUUAUCAAUAAACUCUCUAAUUUGGCGUCUUGUUUCUCCCUUACCAUUUGAGAACUCAAUUUUUCUCCAAGAGAAAAACAAGAAUUCCAAGGAGAGAUAAUUAAGUUAUGGGUAUGUCACCAUUAACGGUGAAGAAACUUGGUUUCAUCUUCAUGAUUGUUUCAGCUUCUGCUCUUUCUGUCUCCUUUGCAGGCCGACCAUCGAUUUUUGUUCAUAAAAAAAUAAAUCUUCGCGAAGAGAUGGUGGAAAGAAGCAUGCAUGAGCAUGAGAGGCUUCUAAGAAUGAACACAAAGGAUUAUGGGAACAACAGUCCGUCACCUAGACUUGAGAGACCUCCUUUCAAGCUUAUACCCAAUUGAUGACAUUAGAAUUGGUUCUAAUCCAUCCUUAAAUAAUAUAUACAUAUAUAGGUAGAAUUAGUUUCAGUGACUAUAUAGUUCCAUCGAAAUUUGGAGAUGUAAUAUAAAUAAAGGUAAGAAGCUAGCUUGAGCUAUGCUAUACUCUUAUAUUUGGUGUGCUGCAUAGAUUUUGGCAUUUUGCCAUACAUCCAUGGCAUCACAAUCAUGUGUCUUUGUUUUUGGUUUUCAAAUAUAUAUUUAUGUUGCAUGCAAUAUUAUUUAUAUGUA
Molecule: messenger RNA, 658 nt
Organism: Arabidopsis thaliana (thale cress)
Lineage: Eukaryota; Viridiplantae; Streptophyta; Magnoliopsida; Brassicales; Brassicaceae
Product: aspartate carbamoyltransferase
Exons: 3
Coding region: 140-391 (83 amino acids)
Source: RefSeq, marked reviewed